Impatiens glandulifera is the source of this 762-nucleotide messenger RNA. Its product is annotated as peroxygenase-like. The transcript is spliced from 5 exons. The record is from RefSeq and is a predicted model, not a curated record. Bases 13 to 732 code for a protein of 239 amino acids. Lineage: Eukaryota; Viridiplantae; Streptophyta; Magnoliopsida; Ericales; Balsaminaceae. Gene Ontology annotation, molecular function: monooxygenase activity; calcium ion binding.
UAACACACAUACAUGAUGACGACGACUCAAGACAAGGACGCCUUAUCAUCGGAGGCUCCCCUUGCCCCCGUUACCGUCGAGCGCAGUGUUCGCUCCGACCUCGACACCACGCUUCCAAAGCCUUACUUGGCUAGAGGUUCGACUGCUCCUGAUAUGGACCAUCCACAAGGAACAAUAGGGCACCCUCAAUAUGGCAUGAGUGUCCUCCAACAACAUGCUUCCUUCUUUGAUCAAGAUGACAAUGGAAUAGUCUACCCAUGGGAAACUUAUUCAGGUUUUCGUCAACUGGGUUUCAAUAUUAUUGUAUCUCUUGUAAUGUCUAUGUUUAUAAACGGAGCUAUGAGUUAUCCUUCUCUUCCUGGAUGGAUACCUUCUCCAUUCCUUCCUAUAUACAUAGCCAACAUCCAUAAAGCCAAACAUGGAAGUGAUUCUGGAACUUAUGAUACUGAAGGAAGGUACAUGCCGGUGAACUUUGAGAACAUGUUUAGCAAGUACGCACUCACUAUACCUGAUAGGCUCACUUUUGGGGAGAUGUGGGCGAUGACUGAAGCAAAUCGAGUAGCAUUGGACUUCUUUGGAUGGUUUGCAGCCAAGGUAGAGUGGAUAACGCUGUAUGUUCUAGCUCGAGAUAGUGAAGGAAUGUUGUCUAAGGAGGCAGUAAGAAGGUGUUUUGAUGGGAGUUUGUUUGAUUACAUUGCGAAGAUGCAGAUGAGUGAAGAGAAGAUGUACUAAGAAGAAGAUGAAGAACUUAGUCUUGUUUGG